CCUUUUUUUCCUCCUCUCGAGGAGGUUGCAACAUCACAUCCAAAAGCUGCGCGUCCACAACCGCAGUCGCCUUUUUACGCACCAGCAGGCUCGGAGGAGAGCACGACAGAUCGCGUCCUCUCUCCACCACCACCGCCCCCCGCCCCCCUCACAUUUUUAAAUCCUUGCUUUUUCCCCUUCCAUGCAGUUGGACUACUUAACACUGCUAUUGGAGCUAUCUAUACUCGCCACACGCAGCCGAUUGGGAAUAAUCGACGUGUUGCGCAACGACGAGAUGACAUUUUUACCCUGAGAGCACCUUGGGCUAAUUGCUGCUUUAGAGUGACGACGUGCCAGGUACCAACCAACACAUGGAGUCCAGGGUUCCUCACCACAUCCCAGGAGUGUCGUCCUCCAUCGUAGCCCAGCCUUUGCUGGACAGCCGAGUGCCCUACGGCCGCCUGCAGCACCCCGUCACCAUCUACCCCAUUGAUCAGAUCAAGUCCUCGCACGUGGAGAACGACUACAUCGACAGCCCCGCCGUCGUCUCUCAGCAGCCGCCAAGUCAGAAGGCGGUGAACAGACGGCUCAACUGGGCCGGUCCCAACCAAGACGGGUUCGUGGGGGCCAAUCACAACAACCAUCACAAUCACCAGCACCACCACCAGGGCCGGUGCGAGCCUCACCACGACACCACCACACACCCAUGGAUCUCCUUCAGCGGGAGACCCAGCUCAAUCAGCAGCAGUAGCAGCACGUCGUCGGACCAGAGGCUGCUGGAUCACGCCGCGCCUACCCCCACCGUGGACCACCACCCGAACCCGCACCCCCACCAGGGCCUCAUCAACACAAUCACUACUCGAACUCCGGGCUGCUUGGCUUCCUCGGAACCUAAAGCCCUCACUUCCUCUUCUUCCACUUUCUCCUGUACCUCCUCCUCUAAAUCGCUGGACCUCAAGUCUGGGAAACUGCCCACGGGGAGCCAGCAGGGGUCGGCCGUGAUCCCGUCCUCCCCGGCCGAGAAGAAACACCUCCUCCUCUGCGAACACUGCGGCAAGUGCCGAUGCACCGAGUGCACCCUUCCCCGGACCCUGCCCGCCUGUUGGGUCUGCAACCAGGAGUGCCUGUGCUCCGCUCAGAGCCUGGUGGAUGCGGCCACCUGCAUGUGCCUGAUCAAGGGGAUCUUCUACCACUGCACCGAGGACGAGGACGACGAGGGCUCCUGCGCCGACAAGCCGUGCUCAUGCUCGCAGGCCAAUUGCUGCGCGCGCUGGUCCUUCAUGGCCGCCCUCUCCGUCGUCCUUCCCUGUCUGGUGUGCUACCUGCCAGCCAUGGGCCUGGCCAAACUGGGACAGAAGUGCUAUGACAACGUCAGCAGGCCCGGCUGCCGCUGCAAGAACUUGCAGGGCGGUGACCCGGCGUGUAAAAAUGGAGGCGUGGAAGCGAAAGCGGGAACACUUGAGAAGCAGCAGCAGGGGUCCUGAUACCAGGACAUCCUGUCUGCCGUUGGCCUUGCUUAAAAACAAACUGGACAGCACCACAGUACAUGUUCAAUCUCUAGGGACUCCUUAACCAACCCCAUAAUCUGCUGGAAGAUGACUCGUGUAAAACAAAAAGGUACUUAAAUAGCUUCUCGACCUGUUUUUUGAAAGGCUUGAUAAUUAAAUCCGAGUGUUGGCUGGUAGGAAGAGUCGACGAGCUCUUGGGUUAGAAACCAACACCCUCGGACCGACCGCAGUUUGGGUUGUUUUGCGAGGACAACCAAAGGCACAUUGUACCCUCAGCUAACUUUGUAACUAACCAUAAGAUGACCGUGGGAUAAUAUAUAUACAUAGAGGCUAAAUUAUGGAGAUAAAUAUCUAUAUACAGCCCUUCCCUGACCCCAAAAGCACAGCCUAGUGUCCCGCUUUGAACACCAACAGUUGAAAUGUGCUAGCUUGGUAAUGCUAGUAUUUCAUAUAUUGCCACAGAUUGUCAUUUAAAAUUCCCCUCAAUGUCUUGAAAAGCGAGAUAAUCGCAAUUUUUCAGAAAGCGAGACUGACACCGUCAACUCAGCCUUCAGGCUGAUCCUGGAUCAGUUCAGAGGCGGCUAAUUGCUAAUCGCUAAAGUAUCGUAGACCCAAACCUCAGGGACUGUCCUCUAAAGCUUUAGAACAUGUGCUGCAUUCAAGAUGGGAAGUUGCCAAUAUGCCCUUCACAGCUUCGACGUCAGAGUCAAACAAUGAUUAACUACUACCAAACAAUUUAAGUGCAAAACAAGUUGUGUUAUGACAGAGUGUAGGAUGCCAGAUUAUUGCAUACAGUAUCUGUGAAGUUGAGUUCGGAGAUGUUACUCGCUACUUCGAGUGGUGCGGCGCGAUUGUACAAGAAACAUCUGACUUUCCACUUCUCUUGAAUGUAGCAUAUGAGUUGCUAAGCUAAAAUCUACUUCCUGUUUGCACCAAAAAAUGUGCAAAAGGAAAAGUGGCAGGCAGAACGGCGGUAGCUAAUAAUUGUAAAGGUAAGAAAAACAGAAAUGUGCUCCCCAUGGGAAGGGGGCUGGAUUAAAGACAGUGUUCGGUCAAGAAGAAAAAAAAAAAAAUUAAACCCACCACUUGCACAACGCUGUUUUGUUUUUUUUUCUUAGGUGGAAGCUAACCCCUUUUAAAGAACGUUCUAAAGCACAUUACGAACCACCUCAGCUGUUCUGAGGUAUGUGCGCUACUUUUAGCGCGGCCCGAGUGUCUUCAUCGUCAUUAGUGCCGCAUAGCGUUCUCUUUUAAAGUCUAUUUUUGUGGCUUGCAUGAGGACUUUUUUUCUUUUUGCCAAAGGAAGCGAACGUAUGGUAGCAUGUCAUCGCUGUCCGAGGUUAUCACCCCAGUGGUUAUGCACUAACGGGGAGGGGAGGAUGAUGACACCCAUUUCUCCCCCAAAAUAUGAAAUAAAAUAAUAAAAAAAAGCAUGCUGCCCUUUAAGACUGAAGGCCUUUUGUGUUUUGGGCAUAAAGGGAUAUUUGGUCUUUGUUUCUCCAUUUUCACGGUAGACUGCUAAAACUCCUUUGCUCACUAUUGUCUUGUUGCACAAAGCUGCUUACACACUGUCCAUCGAAUGUAUGUGGCAAUAUUAAAAAAAAAAAAACAACAAAAAAAAAAAAAAGAAAGAAAAAAAAAUCUGUUUAGAAAAAGGUGCCAAAAUCGGAGAACAGCGGCGGAGCGUGUGGACGAAAAAUCACAGACGAUGAUGUUUAGUAAUAGAAGCUAUGCAGGUGAACGAGUUAUUUGCUGUAAAUAAUUUCACGUUUGUGUUGUUUAGAGGAGAAGACUUUUAAAUGUCCUUGAAAGGUUGCAUGGUACACUAUAACUACGACUAAUUACAAAAUACAUAGAGAAUAUAUUAGUUAUCUAUUUUGAGGGUAAGGGAGCAA
Molecule: messenger RNA, 3382 nt
Organism: Hippocampus comes (tiger tail seahorse)
Lineage: Eukaryota; Metazoa; Chordata; Actinopteri; Syngnathiformes; Syngnathidae
Gene: spry4
Product: sprouty homolog 4 (Drosophila)
Exons: 2
Coding region: 351-1463 (370 amino acids)
Biological process (GO): negative regulation of Ras protein signal transduction; negative regulation of fibroblast growth factor receptor signaling pathway; multicellular organism development
Cellular component (GO): cytosol; membrane
Source: RefSeq, a predicted model, not a curated record